UAUAGAUAAGCCACUGCCAUUUGACGGUGGCAUUCAUUUAAAGGUCUCUCUGCAAUUGCCCAUUCCAGCCUGCGAUGCGUCUGUGUUUUCAUCCCCCACAGAGCAGCAAGGCGCGGCUGCGCUGUUGGAUCAACCUGCCCUAAGUCUCACAGAAGUCAGUGCUGAGAUGGGAUUAGACUUUGGGAUGCCUGGUCCCACCACAUCCUCUCCUGAGUCUCAGUGUCCCUGGAAAGCUGCUGCCACCGUGGGCAUCCAAUCCUUGGGUAGCUGCUCUGAUCUUGGCAAUCGAGGCGGUAACAGCCAAUCUCCCUAUUUGCAGAGUGGAUCAUUAAUUUUCUGUGAGUGCUACACAGUGCUGCAGGAUAUAGGAUUUCCAAUUCUAGUUCAUUUCUAGUGAGGGUGUGUACUUGUGCCCUCAAAGGGUAAAAGUUGUUUUAAGUGUUGUCAAAUAAUGAGUCACCUCUGAUUAAUGUUUGACUGUGCAGGCAGCAGGCACUAGGACCUCUGGGAUGCUGCAUCUGCAGCCCUUACCAGAAAAGAAAUCAGGAAAUAACGCAGUCGCUCUUUCUGGGAGUGUGCCCUUGACAAUAAAGCUUUGCUGCUCCAUAUGAAAGAGAAUUUACUCUCCAGGAAUUCAGGAAUCUGAGUCCAGGAUUAGCUGUGAGCCACCCUGAGACAUCGUUGCCCUGCAUGGACAUUGCUGGGAGGUAGCAGCAGGAGAGGACAGGGAGUCCCUGAUGCGCUGACGGCUGACCAUGUCUGGGAAACACUGGCCCCCCGGGACGCAGUGCGUCGCCAAGCACGACCACACCAAGCCCAAGGCCCAGGAGCUGGCCUUCCGCAAGGGCGACGUGGUCACCAUCAUCGAGGCCGUGGAGGGCAAGGGCUCCUACCGUGCCAGACACAACGAGACGGGACAGGAGGGGCUGCUGGCGGCCAGCGCGCUGCGGGAGCGUGGUGCCAUCCGCGUCGACCCCAAGCUCAGCCUCAUGCCCUGGUUCCACGGGAAGAUCUCGGGGGUGGAGGCGGUGCAGGAGCUGCAGCCCCCCGAGGACGGGCUGUUCUUGGUGCGCGAGUCUGUCCGGCACCCCGGCGACUACGUGCUGUGCGUGAGCUUCGGCAAGGAGGUGAUCCACUACCGCGUGGUACAUGAGGAGAACACGCUCAGCAUCGACAGCCAGCAGUACUUCUCCAACCUCAUUGACAUGAUCGAGCACUACAUGAAGGAGCAGGGAGCCAUCUGCACCAAGCUGGUGAAGCCCAAACCGAAAACCGGGAUGAAGUCAGCCGAGGAGGAGUUGGCGAAAGCUGGCUGGUUGCUGAACCUGCAGCACCUCACCCUGGGAGACCGCAUCGGGCAAGGCGAGUUCGGAGAUGUCCUGCAGGGCGAGUAUAUGGGGCAGAAGGUGGCUGUGAAGAACAUCAAGUGCGACGUGACCGCCCAGGCCUUCCUCGCCGAAACAGCUGCCAUGACGAAGCUCCGGCACAAAAACCUGGUGUGUUUGCGUGGCGUGAUCCUGCACAACGGCCUCUACAUCGUCAUGGAGUUCAUGAGCAAGGGCAACCUGGUGAACUUCUUGCGCACACGGGGCCGGGCGCUUGUCCCAACCCAGCAGCUCCUCCUGUUUGCUCUGGACGUGGCUCAGGGCAUGGACUACCUGGAGUCCAAGAAGCUGGUGCACAGGGACCUGGCUGCCCGCAACAUCCUCAUCUCUGAGGAGAACGUGGCCAAAGUGAGCGAUUUCGGCUUGGCGCGGGUCAAUCCCAAGGGUGCGGACGCCACUUUGCUGCCCGUGAAGUGGACGGCCCCGGAGGCCCUGAAACACAACAAAUUCUCCUCCAAGUCGGACGUGUGGAGCUACGGGAUCCUCCUGUGGGAAACCUUCUCCUUCGGACGGGCGCCGUACCCCAAACUGAGCCUGAAGGAGGUGACGGAGCUGCUGGAGCAGGGUUACCGCAUGGAGCCCCCCGAGGGCUGCCUGCCCGCCGUCUAUGCCCUGAUGAAGAGCUGCUGGGAGCUGGAGCCGGGCAAGCGGCCAUCCUUCAAGAAAAUCACAGAGAAGCUGCAGAAGGAGCUGAAGCACCUCAGGGAUGUUUAACCCCUGCCCUCUUCCUGGGAUCCAUGGCCAGAAGCCCCCUCCCGGACCCGCCGGGGUUGGGAGCGGCAUGGCAAGGGGUGGACCAUGGCACCGCUCUCUCCCUGUGGAGACGGGGCAGCAGUUGGGGGGGGGGUGUGUGUCUCUCCUACAAUGGGGUGCCCAAAGAGGAGGCAACAACCUCCCCCCAUCCUGGCACGGGUCCUUCUUCCCACCACACAUCCCAGAGAAGGUUCCCGUGGGGUCGAUCUCCCUUGACCUGCUGGGGUGGGGAGAGCAGCCCCCAAGGGGUCCAUGCCCCACACCCCCCACACUCAGCCCCGGACAGCAGGUGCUGGACGUGGGGGUCCUUUCAAGCUGCCCCUCCUGGUGACAGGGGACAGGACAGGACAUCUCCACUUGCUGGAGGAUGAAACCCCAACCCCGCCGCAGCCCCGCUCCAGCCACCCGGCCCCGCGCGGGGACGCUGGGCGCAGCCAGCUAAACCACACAGAUUUGGGCUUUUUGAUUAAACCAAAGAAAUUA
Messenger RNA from Aquila chrysaetos chrysaetos, 2621 nucleotides. It is a transcript of the gene MATK, whose product is annotated as megakaryocyte-associated tyrosine kinase. Bases 756 to 2099 code for a protein of 447 amino acids. Lineage: Eukaryota; Metazoa; Chordata; Aves; Accipitriformes; Accipitridae. The record is from RefSeq and is a predicted model, not a curated record. Gene Ontology annotation, biological process: protein phosphorylation. The transcript has 13 exons. Gene Ontology annotation, molecular function: protein binding; protein tyrosine kinase activity; ATP binding.